Messenger RNA from Talaromyces rugulosus, 1167 nucleotides. RefSeq lists its product as uncharacterized. The record is from RefSeq and is a predicted model, not a curated record. NCBI's taxonomy places the organism in Eukaryota, Fungi, Ascomycota, Eurotiomycetes, Eurotiales, Trichocomaceae. The transcript has 6 exons. The coding region runs from base 1 to 1167 and encodes 388 amino acids.
AUGGCUGAUGUGGUCGGGGAAGAUACGCUGUUGGGCGCAGAAUUCUUAGGCCCGCAUGUGAAUCGCACCCAUGCGACAUACUCUCCGACCAACAACUACAUUGUUGGAGGCCAUGGGAAACAGCUUGUUAUAGUGAAUUCCAAACCUGUAUCCGCCGGUCAUCAGUAUUUUAUUCUCGACUUCGAUACAGUUCAAACGAUUCUUCUUCACACUCGACAGCUUCUUUCCAAUAUUCUUACCGCGUUUUUGUCUCGCCGAUCGCCCAUUAAUCGUCUCUCUUCAAUCCAUACCAAUCGGUUUAAUCACCGGUCGCCUAAAUCGCCUUCUCAAUCUCCAACUUCGCCUGAAUGCCGUCGAAGCAUCAUCGUUACGGCCUUUCUGGAUAGCUGCGAGAAGUUUAUUCGCAGCUUUGUUGUAAAUGUGGAUAUAUGCGCAUGCAAGUCGAGCGAUGUCAAAGAUUUACAGCGGGGCCAGCAAGAUCGGAUAAGCUUUCUUAUAAAUUACCUUUGCCGCGAUCAACGCGCAAGAGACGAGCCAGAUGAUCAAAUUCCAAUAGACGCAGUACUCAAGGACAUACUUCAAUAUCUGUGGCAAUACCAUGUAGCUGUCGUAUCUGUUAUGCACGAAACAGAGCGAAUCGGUCGGGAUAACAAGAUCAAAUGCCUUAAUUGCGGAUGUAUCUCCGAGGCUGUCGAGGGUAAGCGCAUUGAUCAGCUGCCUGUGGAAUCUACUGAGGUUACCACUGAAAGCCCGUCCUGGGAAGAUGCAGACGGUUUCAGCAAGACAGAAUUCUUGCGAGUACGUUAUUUUCAUGACAAUGCUAUUCCGUUCAUCCAGAGCGAGAGACAACGUUUGAGCGAGAGGCUUGGGCUUUCAGCACUGAAGCCCAUUCGUCGUUCAAUUCCACGGGAAAAGUCCCCCCGCAUCUCAAACCUUGCCAAGCACUUCGAACUGUUGAGUCGCGAGUUUGAGAAGGAGCGUCAGAGAGAGCGACGGCAGAGAAAUAUUAACAGAAGUCGAGCAUUUCCGCCGGUAUCAUCAAAGCCUGUUGGGGAGGUCUACAGUGACCUCACUAUAGUCAUCAAAAAAAAUGUAAAGACGGUCCGAAGCAAACGCUUGUCUACUGCUGUGGAACCCGGAGCCAAUACCAGAUAUAUAAAUAUUUAA